AUGGGCUCAUUGGGUGGGGUGGUCGCGGAUUCACAGUUUCAUGUACUGGCAGUUGAUGAUAGUGUUAUUGACAGAAAACUGAUUGAGAGGCUUCUCAAGAUCUCUUCCUAUCAAGUGACUACUGUAGAUUCUGGGAAUGAGGCUCUCGAGUUUCUGGGUUUGCAAGACGAGGAAAACAAAGAUUCAGACCUUCCCUCCGUUUGUACAGCAAAUCACAAUCGUCGAGAGGUGGAAGUGGAUUUGAUUAUUACAGAUUACCGUAUGCCUGGAAUGACGGGCUAUGAUCUCUUGAGAAAGAUUAAGGAAUGUUCAUCUUUAAGAGACAUACCAGUUGUAAUAAUGUCCUCUGAGAACAUUCCUUCAAGGAUUAACAGAUGCUUGGAACAAGGGGCAGAAGAGUUCUUUCUCAAGCCAGUUCAACAAGCAGAUGUGAAUAAACUUAGACCACAUUUACUGAAGGAAAGGUUAAGGAACAACAAGAGCAAGCUCAUUGAAGAAUGUCUUGGAAGUCGACCAAUAAAGAAAGAAAAUUUUCAGUAG
Molecule: messenger RNA, 540 nt
Organism: Ilex paraguariensis (yerba mate)
Lineage: Eukaryota; Viridiplantae; Streptophyta; Magnoliopsida; Aquifoliales; Aquifoliaceae
Source: the annotation of a GenBank genome assembly